Messenger RNA from Volvox carteri f. nagariensis, 435 nucleotides. RefSeq lists its product as uncharacterized. The record is from RefSeq and is a predicted model, not a curated record. NCBI's taxonomy places the organism in Eukaryota, Viridiplantae, Chlorophyta, Chlorophyceae, Chlamydomonadales, Volvocaceae. Bases 1 to 435 code for a protein of 144 amino acids. The transcript has 5 exons.
AUGUCCAUCCCGCCAUUCCACAUAGCCUUCCCAGUCCAUGACAUCCAAGCAGCUAGAGACUUCUACGGCGGAGUCCUGGGGUGUCCCGAGGGUCGGUCUGCAGCCACGUGGGUGGAUUUCAAUCUUUACGGGCAUCAGAUCGUGGCGCACCUGGUUCGCGGCUACAACGCAGCUGCCAGUCACAAUGCGGUGGAUGGGGACCCGGUUCCCGUACCACAUUUCGGAGCGGCGCUCAGCGUGGAGCAGUUCCACAAGUUGGCGGAGAGACUCAAGGAGAAGGACGUCAAGUUUGUAAUUGAACCUCACUUGCGCUUUCAGGGCAAGCCCGGAGAGCAGUGGACCCUGUUCUUCACCGACCCCUCGGGCAAUGCUCUGGAGUUCAAGGCGAUGACUAAUCCGGAAAACCUCUUCGCCAAAUACACCGUCACCGACUGA